Messenger RNA from Venustampulla echinocandica, 2823 nucleotides. RefSeq lists its product as uncharacterized. The record is from RefSeq and is a predicted model, not a curated record. The transcript has 4 exons. The coding region runs from base 1 to 2823 and encodes 940 amino acids. NCBI's taxonomy places the organism in Eukaryota, Fungi, Ascomycota, Leotiomycetes, Helotiales, Pleuroascaceae.
AUGGACUUUUGGUCACGCUUAAUAGCGGGCACCUCCCUUGCCCCGGGGGGGAACAAGGCUGCAUCCCAUAAUCCGGAGAAGCGUCUGGCACGCUUCAAGCGGGAAUACAGCAAGUUAUUGCAAGUAUGGCGUGGAGCGUCAAAUCUAUCCAGAGAUUACGAAGCCUCCGAGAGCAUACGAGAUAGCCUUCAGGAGCUCACCACAAUCCUCAGCGAUGAAUCGAGACGGCCGUUACCACAUCCAUGCAUUGUAUUUGCAUCCUCGAAGCAGAUUUUUAUUCCAAUAGGCAAGAUCGCCACGACAUCAUACAAUGAAGGGAUCAUUCGAGAAGGGGUGGCAUUUUUCGCUACAUUGAUCGAUAGCGAGGAGGAGGAUUUCGUGGAGAACGAAGUCUUUUCAAGUAAUAUGAUGAACUUGUUGGUCAGGAUUACUGGGGCGAAUAGCAUACGCCUGACGUUAGAAACGGAGGUUGAAGUCGUGGAGCUAGCUUUCAACAUCACUACCAAGAUCAGGCUUGAUCCCGAGAUUCUGCCUGCUUGGUUCACGGCACAACAGCGAAGUGAUACCGCGGAUGAUAGCCAAGAUGCCCACGAGAAGUUUACGGGCAAGACACACAAGGAGGACUUCCCGUUGUUCUACCUUCUGAUAGAUUAUAUACACCAUGAAGGACGGAUUGGAGACUUCGCGAGAACUGGCCUCCUUUAUAUCAUCGAAGCUGCCUCAAAUUCCGUGGCUUUGGAGCAGUGGAUAGUUGAGAGUGAUCUUGCUACCCUUAUGGCAACUGGGCUGGGGGCUUUAUACAGCCAGUUAAGUCGCAAGCUUGUCAUCGACUUUCCUGCGGAUGAAUUACCUCCUAUUCUAGCACUGUCAGAUUACCAACACCCCGCGACGACAUCCGAGAUCGUCAGCUCAGGUUCGCUAGAAUUUCAAGGCCAUAUGGAGACGUUUCUGUCACAUUUGGUGUUUUGGCAGGAUGUUUUGAAUCAUUGCAAGUCUGUUGAAGUUAAGCAAACACUUCUAGAGCACUUUCAGAUCAUAUUUCUCCAACAAUUAUUAUAUCCCUCCCUGCUCGAGUCAUCUGAUGUUGACGGUGGUUCGUCUGUGGCUGUUCUGACGUAUCUCCGCCGAAUACUCGAAUCUCUCGACCAUCCGGAUAUGAUCCAUCUUAUUCUGCACUAUCUCCUUGCCUUGCCUGAUGUAACUCCCGCGCCAUCUGGAUCUCGUGCAUCUGUUAGCGCUGCUAGGAAGAGGAAGUCGAUGGAUCUCGCAACGAUGAUGGCUACUCAGAUAGAGGAGUUUUCAUCAACACCAGCGCUCUUCAACCUUGUUGAUUUGAUCCAAGCAAGUCUUCAAUCCGAAAGUCAUCAGACUAUAUCCGUCACACUACAGCUAGUUUCAGUGAUUCUGAGGCGGCAUCACCGGUAUGCUGUGACCACUCUUUUGUGGACCAGCCAGGUACUCUCAGAAGGGCCACAGAGGCCAAUUGGCGCGCACGACAAGGAAAUAGACUUCCUACUCGGUUUAGCCGGAAGUCUAGGAGGAGACGAUAACUUUGAUGAGAUUUACGAAAAUCAUAUCAAGGAUGUCAUGGCAGUAUUAGAAAGUCAUCCAUGCUCGAUAACACUGGUAGUACCGAAAUCCACAGGGGGGGCUGUGAAAUCUCCGGGAACGCAAGGGUCUAUUCCUGGUGCUCCUCGUGAUAUUCGGGCGCAUACGCUGAGGCCCGAAGACCCAAUGCUGAAGACUCUGCUUGGGAUAUUGGCAACCUUUUUCACCAACUCAGUGGAAACAAAUUUAUCACUCACAGCAGCCAUCGUUGAUUUGGCUACUUGCGGGUUUAUGCGCAUAGAUGGUUGGCUGCUCCCGGAUCCGUCGAAAUACGUCUAUGAAGAAGACGAAGACAUUUUAGAGGACCCUCACUUCAUCGAUUCAGGCGAUCCCAUCGAAAUCCAAGAGAAAGCUCAAAUUCGGGCUCUAAAGAAGAUGCGACGAACGCCCUUGUGGACCGAGUCAAACUUCCCCGCCUUCAUCACACAAUUAGAAACUCUAACCGACCAAGUAUCAACCUACCGUUUCGAAAUACCACGUUUCGAGGAGCUCCUUCAACAACGCCGCGAAGCCUUCCAAGCGGCAUCAUCAGCAACCUCAACACCUAUCCCAGUUCGUCACCCCCCGCGCUCCAGUUUCGAAUCGCCCUCCCGCUCCGUUUCACCCCCGCGGAAAUCAGGCUUCGAUACCCUCGCCCAACGAAUAUUCCCGGAACUCGCCACUCCAUCUCGUUCCAACUCCCCCCGUGGCCGCCGAAGUCAGGACCAGCCACGUAGUAAUAGCAAUGCUCUUAGCGGCGGCUAUGGCCUGGCAACUCCUACAAGCUCACGAAACCCAGCUGCCCCUCCGCAAUUCCCUAUGGGCAGGGAAACGCCUUCUCGUGAUAGCUCGCGCGCUUUCUCCUCCAGCCCUUUGCGUGAUUCCUCGAGAGGCCACGAGGUACCCGCCAGUCAGGCAGCAGCGUUCGCAGCUAUAGACCAAAGCAUCCUUGUAAGGAAAGUGGGAUUACCGCCUGCUAAAGGCGAGGUGGCGCCUGUUCCAUUUCCUAAUUUAAGGCGCGGUGACAUCGACGCGGAUGCGAGUGCCCAAGGUAGCGCUGAUGAGCCGAGCGUCUCUGGUGAUAAUAUGGGCGGUGACGAGAAAUAUGAGGAGCAAAAGACAGUUACAGUCAGCCAUGUAUUAACCAAUGUCCUAGUGCUGCAAGAGUUUCUCCUUGAGCUAGCAGCGCUGGUCCAGGUUCGGGCGGGCUUGUUUGGGGAGGUGAAGUUUGUAUAG